Messenger RNA from Cavia porcellus (domestic guinea pig), 2315 nucleotides. RefSeq names its product CDAN1 interacting nuclease 1 (gene Cdin1). Gene Ontology annotation, cellular component: cytoplasm; nucleus. NCBI's taxonomy places the organism in Eukaryota, Metazoa, Chordata, Mammalia, Rodentia, Caviidae. Bases 226 to 1089 code for a protein of 287 amino acids. The transcript has 11 exons. The record is from RefSeq and is a predicted model, not a curated record. Gene Ontology annotation, biological process: erythrocyte differentiation.
CAGCCCGCCCCCACCACGGAGGUGCCCGGUGAAGCCUGGGAUUCUGAGUGUCUCCGCCCCACCUGUACAGCUGGCAGUGUGCUUCUGGGGGCAUAAGGACAGGCUAAGUAAGACAGGGACCCAGACGUACCUCUCUUUGCCCACCCCUCGUUUCCCGGCCCCAGGGCUGUUCCACCUCCAGGGUGUUUUCUCCUUGUCCCUGUCACCACCGGUCCCUGGCCCAACAUGAUACUGACCAAAGCCCAGUACGACGAGAUAGCUCAGUGCCUAAUAUCUGUACCGCCCACCAGGCAGAGCCUGAGGAAGCUGAAGCAGAGGUUCCCCAGUCAAUCGCAGGCCACUCUGCUGAGUAUCUUCUCCCAGGAGUACCAGAAACACAUUAAAAGAACGCAUAGCAAACAUCAUACUUCAGAAGCGAUUGAAAGUUAUUACCAGAGGUACCUGGAUGGAGUGGUGAAAAAUGGAGCUGCCCCAGUGCUCCUGGAGCUGGCCAAUGAGGUGGAGUAUGCACCCUCACUAAUGGCUCGGAUUGUACUGGAGAGGUAUCUACAAGAACGUGAUGAAACUCCACCCUCCAAGUCUGUUAUAAAUAGUAUGCUGCGGGACCCUUCUCAGAUUCCAGAUGGAGUUCUAGCAAAUCAGGUCUAUCAGUGCAUUGUGAACGACUGCUGUUAUGGACCAUUGGUGGACUGCAUCAAACAUGCCAUUGGUCAUGAGCAUGAAGUGUUGCUGAGAGACUUACUUCUAGAGAAAAACCUGUCCUUUCUGGAUGAAGAUCAGCUCCGUGCUAAGGGCUAUGACAAAACACCAGACUUUAUUUUACAAGUACCAGUUGUAAUGCUUUGUCCCUUAGCUGUAGAAGGGCACAUAAUUCACUGGAUUGAAAGCAAAGCCUCAUUUGGUGAUGAAUGUAGCCACCACGCCUACCUGCACGACCAGUUCUGGAGCUACUGGAAUAGAUUUGGGCCAGGCUUAGUCAUCUAUUGGUACGGAUUUAUCCAGGAGCUGGACUGCAACCGGGAGAGGGGCAUCCUGCUCAAAGCCUGUUUUCCCACGGACAUUGUCACCUUGUGCCAUAGCACUGCGUGACCCCACAGAUCCUGGAAGAGAAGCUGGGUGGAAGAGGUGAAUCCGCAAGCAGUUUACUUUCCUGCAGUGUAAACUCCUGGCAGCAUAUGCCCUGAACUUCAGCUGAACUCUUGCUGUAUGGCCACACUGCUACCUCUCUAGACAAACAUAUCAGGAGUUUCUGUUUUCCUUCAUCCCUUGCUGAUGCGAACAGCCAAGAACUACAGACACAACCCACUUGUUAUCAGCAUUUCUGUCUCUGCCAAACAGUUAGUUUAUAUAUAGUCACAAUCUUUCUUCCUUCCGGAUGGUUUCUCCUUGUAUAGUGAACAAAAGAAAAAACGUGGAGACUGAAAGGUGUGAUUUUGCAGUUCUCGUCUCAGUCACCUUCUCAUUUUUUUUCCCUAAGCCUCCGUUCAUCCUCUCUCCCUCCCCCUUUCUUCUCAACACAUUUUCAGAUCCCCAGUAGCAUUGUCAUCGGGGAAUAACCUAGAACAAACCUAGACAAGUGGCAGAUGUGAAGCUGGAACGGGUUUUCCCUCUCACCUGUGGGCUUCAGCAUACCUGAUCGCAGCCUGCGCUGCGCCUUAGCCCCGUGCAGUCUGGACAGUGUCCUGGCUUCGGCGGCUGAAGGCCAAACUGCAAAAGUACACUUGACGAGAAUUUCCGCUUUGAUAAGGCUUAUUUGAACACCAAACAUUUUACAUUUAUCUCAUUUAAAAGUAUUAGUUAUGUCUGGAAACCACACGCUUUGGCUUGAGGCUAAGAGGAAGGAUUGAAGCUAACAGCGCAUGCUGUCUAGAGUUUAUCUUUAAACAUGAUUAGUUGUCAGUGCUCUGCUAGCCAGUAUUUUUAUGAAUAAGAAAGCACAUUCUGUAGUACACUGCUUUGUAUCUGCAUUUUAUAGUACAUAAUUAUAUAACACUUGAAUAACUUAGACAUUAGAAAUGUUUGGCUUUGAAUGAAUUAACUGUAACAAAAAUAAACCUAGGGAAAUUUUACAUAAGCAAAAUAGAUUUUAUAUUUACUCACAUUAAUUUAUUCACUUCCGUAUACUUCAGACCAGACUUCAAUCUAAAGGAAAAUGUCAAGAAGUUAAUUUUAAGCAUAUCUUUUAAGAAAUUAAAAAUUAUCUAUUUCAGAAAUGUAUUUAGGAAAAUAUUUGCAUCCAUGCUUGUGAAACAUAACUUUUUAUAUUGUCAAAUAGAUGAUUUUGGAAAUAUUAAUAAAAAUAUAACUUUUGCAAA